CGUCGAUAGCUUCAGUUUCAAAGAGCUCGAUUUAAGGAACAAAUUCACUGUUCCCUUACUAAUUGCCCCAUAAUUAACAACACACUGACUAUUCUGGUUUUUUGUUAAUAAUUUUUAACGAGAGUAGAUAUUUGUGUUUCAAAUGUCGUUACAUAUGUAAACCAUGAAGCAGGAUGUAGUUUCUUUUAUUUGGUCAAUCAAGUAGUAGAGAUUACACAACAUGUAAAAGUUGUUGUUAAAAACUUGUGCUCAGUAAAAGAAAAAACACACCCAGAUACAAACAAGGUUAAAAUCCAUUUCCCAACACAAUGCAACAUUUGUAUUAUUAUCUUGCGGUUCCCAAACUUUCAGCUUCUGACGUUACCCAACAUGUUCCUUUUAAAUGUUUUCUAACCUGUUUUUGGAUUAUAUAUUUUUUCCCCACAACAUUUCUAAUAUAUACAUCCUUUCUUUUCAUCAGUUAUAGGUUAAUUCCUGAAGAGGACCUCAAGACGCUUUACAUUGUGAUCCAAACUUUGGGAACUGCUGCUUUUUGUAAUAAUGUUAUUUAUAUUUAGCGACUGUUCAAUGUAACCCAAAGUAUUUCCAUACAGACUAAGUGAAGCAGCUAUGUUGCUCAAUGAGCUACACAGUCCAAAGAAAUCUCAUUAAAUGAAUUUAAAAUGUAGGAAUGGGAUUGGUUAAACAUUUUCACAGUUUUUAAGUCCAGUUUGAAACAACAUACGUUUAUACAAUUACCUGACUAAUGACUAAUAAGAAUUUAUAUCAGAUUAUGCUUGGAAUGUCUAAAAGAAACUUUACAGACCAAACAGAAAACAAACAGCGAAUGGCUUCAAUAUUCGGAUCUCUAGUUAAAACUGGCAAUCCAAUUGAAGUUGACUCAGUGAAACAACUGAGAAAAGCCAUAACAACCAUCAACAUAAUUAGACAGACAAAAAAAAACAGUCUACUGUGUGCUAUGCAAAAAGGAGAAAGAAUGUGUUUUUCCUUUUCUUUUUGUAUUUUGUAAGAUUCAAAGAGAAUUCCACCUUUUUGGUUUGUGCAAAAAAAACAAACCAUAAUCUAAAUUUUACAUAUCCUUUUAUUUCAAAGAGAACAUAUGGUCUGUUACAGGAAAGAUUACCAUCCAUUAUAAUCUAAGGUGCAGGAGUGAGGGAAUCAUAAUUGCUGAACAAAGGGUUUUGCCGCAACAUCUGCAGUUGUUCAGGCAUUUUAGGCAAAGUGUUGCUAAAUUUAGAAAGACAAUUCCAGAAAGGGAAAUAGGGAACAUAUUGCCAACAACCAGUCACUAUUCUCAAGCAGUGUCAAACAUUCCCAUCAUCUAUUGCUGCUGAAAUUGAAAAGAAGAUGAGGUAUUUAGCUUUUUUUAGGAAACAAGGAAGGUAAAGACUUUCGUUUCCACCUGGUCCCUUCCACUCCAAAACGCUUCCAAGCAGUGCUGGAAGCUGAUGCAACCCAGUGGGAAGCGUGCCUCCACCCCAUCUUGUUUUGCAACAUGCUGCCAGCAUCACAUUUAAAAUGCAGAUUUGUUGUCUGUGCUGUUUCCAUGGCGGGAUAAUUUGCAAAUUGCAUCACAGUUGCAAAUGUAAUAUAGUCUCAAAGUUUGAGCUGCAUGUGAAUUAGUGUUUAAAGUUAAGUCCCAAAGGAAUACUUAAAAGAUAACUUUUGAUACUUUUAAAUGAGUUAACAUCACCUCUAUUAAAGCACGGUGUCUGGACUCCAGUUCCACCUUAAAAAAGUGUUCACACUGUAAGCGCUGUAGGGGGGUGGUGUCCCUGCCUCUCCCCCUCCCUCCAGUGGCCAAACUUCUUCAUUAAACUCAAGCGGCUUGUUUGCGUGCUCAGCGGGCUCCGUUUUGGAGGAUUGUGCGACCAGAAAAAGAUCCACGGUUCGGGUUCGAUGAGCUCUGACAACACCUCCGCUGGCUCUCAUUGGACUUCAGCUGAAUUUAAUACACCGAUUGUGAGUUAUGACAUCAGAGGGGAAAGAUGCAGGCAUCAUGCUGGACCCCCAACUUAUCCAAGAGACCGGGGAAGUUUAUAGAAACCCCACAGAGGUGCAGAUGAGUCAAAUCGUGCUGCCUUGUCACGCCAAUCAUUGCGGGGAGCUGAGUGUGGGUCAGCUGCUGAAGUGGAUGGACUCCACAGCCUGUUUGUCAGCUGAGAGACAUGCAGGCUGCUCCUGCGUCACUGCAUCGGUCGAUGACAUCCACUUCGAACACACAAUAGGAGUUGGACAAGUUGUCAGUAUUAUUGCCAAGGUCAAUAGAGCCUUCACGUCUAGCAUGGAGGUGGGCAUACUGGUGACUUGUGAAGAUCUUUACUCUGACAGGCAGUGGAAAGUUUGUCAUGCCUUUGCCACUUUUGUUUCCAGACGAACUGAAUCUGGAAAGGUACAGCUCAAGCAGGUGAUUCCUUAUACACAAAUGGAGCAGAUGGAGUACAGCCUGGCAGCAGAGCGGCGGAGGAUGCGACUCAUCCAUGCUGAGAUUAUCACAGACCUGCUGAGCAGCAGCACAGCUCAGCUGGGGGAAUGUCAGGAGUAUGACGACGCUGUGCCAUCUGAGAAGACGCGAGUGGAGAGCGUGGAGCUGGUGCUUCCACCCCAUGCCAACCAUCAAGUCAGCACGUUUGGAGGCCAGAUCAUGGCCUGGAUGGAGAAUGUGGCUACAAUUGCAGCAAGCCGAUUGUGUAACGCCCACCCAACCCUGAGGACCAUAGACAUGUUCCAUUUUCGUGGGCCGUCACACAUUGGCGACCGGCUGGUGCUGAAAGCUAUUGUUAACAACGCCUUCAAACACAGCUCUGAAAAUGUAUUACUGAUGCUGUGUAGCAUGGAGGUGGGAGUUUGUGCAGAGGCCUAUCAGGGUGGAGAACCUCUGCGCCAUAUCAAUAGUGCCUUUAUGACCUUUGAGGUGCUGGACAGUGACAGGAAGCCCCGCACGCUGCCGCACCUGCGACCCGAGCCUGUGGAUGGAAGAAGACGUUAUAAAGAAGCUGUUGCAAGAAAGAAGAUUCGCCUUGACAGAAAAUAUAUCAUCUCUUGCAAGCAAACCCAAGUGCCUCUGUCUGUGCCCUGGGAUCCAAGUAACCAGAUGUACCUGAGCUACAACAACGUAUCAGCCCUGAAGCUCAUGGAUACCCGGAACAACUGGGUCUUAACUUCAGAGAAAAAUAAUGUGAGACUAUACACAUUGGAGGAAAACCAAAUGCUUUGUGUCAAGGUGGAGAUGUACGUCAGCGUCCCAGCAGAGCAGGUGUUCCACCUGUUGUCGGACCUGAGGAGGAGGAAAGAAUGGGACCGACAUUAUGAGGAGUGUGAGGUGAUCAACCAGGCAGAUGAGGAUGACACUCUUUAUCGCGUGGUCACUCCCUCUGUCAGCAAAGGGGGCAAAGGGAAAGACUUUAUCUUGCUCGCAUCUAGAAGGAAGCCAUGUGAUUCCAGGGACCCGUACCUGAUCGCUCUGCGUUCUGUCACUUUGCCCAAUCACCCGCCUACAGAGGAUUUCUCCAGAGGAGAGGUGCUCUGUGCUGGCUUCACAAUCUGGGAGGAGUCCAGUUCAGUCACCAAGUUCACCUACUACAACCAGGCCACACCAGGUGUUCUCCCCUACAUUUCGACAGACGUGGCUGGCCUCUCCUCCAGCUUCUACAGCACGUUUUCCGCUUGCAGUCAGUUCCUGGAAGCCAACAAAGACAGCCUGAGUGCUCUGCCAUCUUCUUCAUUUUGAUUUAAAACCCCUCUCCCAUAAGCAAAGAAGGGGCAUUAUCAGUUCAGAGUAGCAUUGUUUCACAGCUCUAAUCCUGAUUUAACACUGCUUUGGAUGUGCUGGGCUUAAAUAUGUCAUAAAAUAAGCCAUUCUGAGAUUAUGAAGGACUGCUAGUUUGUACUUUGCAUAGACAAGUACAAAGAAAAAGCGCACAAAUGAUUUUAUGCCUCUGUAGUUAUUUUUUAGCAUUAUUUUUUUGAAAACAUGUGCAAUUCAGAUUUCUAGAUAUAUGAUUUAUAUUUUGUGAGCCAUCACUUCAUAGCAGUCCAGUCGUGUUGUCAGGUGGUUAUUUCACUGUGACUUAACACCGUAAAGAAUUUUUUUUAGAUAAGGUCAAGUGUAAUUACUUUGUCACUUUGUAUGUUAAUAUAUUUGAAUUCAAUGAUAGGAAGUUUACAUGUGGUUUUGGGGUAUAACUUUGCUGUUUUCAUUUGAGACAACAAAUUUCACUUGAACUAAUUUUAUUGUAUUGACAUAAGCUUUGAGGAUAAAAUGUGUUGAGUUACUUUAAUCAAUAAACUUUUUAAAGCUGUUAAA
Messenger RNA from Xiphophorus maculatus (southern platyfish), 4306 nucleotides. It is a transcript of the gene acot11b, whose product is annotated as acyl-coenzyme A thioesterase 11. The record is from RefSeq and is a predicted model, not a curated record. Lineage: Eukaryota; Metazoa; Chordata; Actinopteri; Cyprinodontiformes; Poeciliidae. The coding region runs from base 1970 to 3730 and encodes 586 amino acids. The transcript has 16 exons. Gene Ontology annotation, molecular function: lipid binding; thiolester hydrolase activity. Gene Ontology annotation, cellular component: extracellular exosome.